Molecule: messenger RNA, 1153 nt
Organism: Lolium rigidum
Lineage: Eukaryota; Viridiplantae; Streptophyta; Magnoliopsida; Poales; Poaceae
Exons: 11
Coding region: 1-1107 (368 amino acids)
Source: RefSeq, a predicted model, not a curated record
AUGGAGCACCUCGCGCGCGCCAAGGCUUCUCGAUCUCGGAUAUACCAUCUCAUGGCCGAAGGGAUGGCUUUCAAGGUCACGGCCGCUCUCCGUGCAUCAAGAGUGGAGAAGUGGAUCCGCGGCGUCAAGAGGGACUUUCUCGACGCCGCACCGACCAAGUGUGUCCGCUUGGACUACGAUUUCACCGACCCUCGCGAGGGUGAUCAGCGCGCCGCCAUCCUUCAACUCUCGGUGGCGUCCAAGACUUUGUCAUUGCUGCUAGGGGUAACUCAAAAUACAGGGGUCGUGAUGCCCGACACCAACAUUGUUACCCAGAAUGAUUUACUGAUCGUGGGCCCAGGUGUGCUUGGGAGACUGGUAGCUGAGAAGUGGCUAAAGGAACAUCCUGGCUGCAAAGUUUUUGGCCAGACUGCAAGCACAGAUCAUCACAGCGAGCUAACCGAUAUGGGCAUCAUUCCCUCCUUGAAGGGAUCCACGAUUUCUCAGAAGGCUCCUUAUGUUAUUUUCUGUGCUCCUCCAUCUCGUUCUGAUGAUUAUCCUGGCGAUUUGAGAGUGGCUGCCUCAAAUUGGAGUGGUGAAGGUUCUUUCCUGUUUACAUCGAGCACAGCUCUCUAUGACUGCAGCGACAACAGAUUGUGCAACGAGGAUUGUCCAUCUAUUCCUGUUGGCAGAGGUCCUCGUACUGAUGUCCUUCUUAGAGCUGAAAAUGUUGUGCUGGAGGCAGGAGGCUGUGUUCUGAGGCUAGCAGGACUUUAUAAAAUAAAUAGGGGUGCUCAUUUUUUCUGGUUGAGGAAGGGAACAUUGGACUCGCGACCAGAUCAUGUUAUCAAUCAGAUCCAUUAUGAGGAUGCCGCGUCCCUUGCAAUUGCCAUAAUGAAAAAGAGACCUCGGGGUCGCAUCUUUUUGGGCUGUGACAAUAAGCCUCUUUCCAGGCAAGAAAUAAUGGACGCCGUUAACAAAAGUGGAAAGUUUGACACAGAAUUUCAAGGUUUUACUGGUACCGAUGGUCCAUUAGGGAAGAGGAUGGAGAACUCGAAAACUCGGGCUGAUAUUGGAUUGGAGCCCAAAUACCCAACCUUCACAGAGUUCCUUGGUGUCAGUAAUUAAUAGCCACAUACGUUGAACAAUUCUUCUUACUUCCUUGCGGGGCUUC